Chanos chanos (milkfish) is the source of this 1374-nucleotide messenger RNA. Its product is annotated as fetuin-B. Gene Ontology annotation, cellular component: extracellular region. Gene Ontology annotation, molecular function: cysteine-type endopeptidase inhibitor activity. The coding region runs from base 109 to 1053 and encodes 314 amino acids. Gene Ontology annotation, biological process: negative regulation of endopeptidase activity. NCBI's taxonomy places the organism in Eukaryota, Metazoa, Chordata, Actinopteri, Gonorynchiformes, Chanidae. The transcript is spliced from 7 exons. The record is from RefSeq and is a predicted model, not a curated record.
GAAGGUGAAAGUUCAGGGUUUGGCGGCAGAGUGGGUCACUGUACAGGCUUCUCCAAGGCUCUCUGACUGCUCAGCACUGGAUUAAAGGAAACGUCUUAAGAGGAAAACAUGUCACCACUCAUCUUGUUGGCAGUUGUUUGUUUAUGCCUGCAGUCUGCAAUCGCGUCUCCGCUCCCAAAAACUGGGUGCCAGGACCCAGAGACAGUGAGGACAGCUGAGGAGGCUCUGGAUCACAUUAAUGCAGACAGACACGAGGGAUACAUUCUGAGCCUAAGCCAAAUUUUGGAUGUCUACCAGGAGCCAAAGGAGGGGGAUGGAGCUCUGCUCAACCUGACUGUGGAGGUGGUGGAAACCAAGUGUCAUGUGAUCAGCAGGAAGAAAUGGAAGUCUUGUGAAGUUAAAGACAUGAGUGACGUGCCAGUCACUGGAAAAUGUGAUGUCUCUGUCUCAGUCCAGAAGAAUGUCGAACUUAAUAGCUACACCUGCACUAUCCAAAAAGUGCCAGCAACUGUUAUUGUAAACAUCUGUCCAGACUGUCCAACCGAGGAGCGCCUAGAUGACCCCAUCAUAAUGGAAACAACAAACUUAUCUUUGCAGAAGUACAACAAAGAGAGCAGCUUUUCCAAACACUUUGCCCUUUUGAACGUGACAGGGGCUAGUAUGCAAUGGGUGGUGGGUCCAGCCUAUUUUGUGGAAUACACCAUACAGGAAACUGACUGUGCCAAAGACCAGACUGAUGUUGACUUCACCCAGUGCAAGUUACUUAACUCAGAAUCAGCUCGAAAAGGCUAUUGCACUGGAUCUCACCUGACCAUAGACGAUGAGCCAGAAAAACAACACGUCACCGUGAAAUGUGAAAUCUAUGAACCAGAGAAUGCCACAGGAGAAAAGAGUGCGGCUGCCGGCAACAAACUUUCUCAAAAGCCAGUUAACAGCAGAGGGAAAGUGCUGGUUCUGCCCUCUCCCUCCGUACUGGUUUCCCACAGAACCUCAUCAACCACAAGGAACUGCCCGGGACCUAGGAGAGUUCCCUUCGAGUGGCUGAAACCCUAAAUUUAAGAGUCUCUUUAUCAAAAGCUGUUUUUCACUUCUGUUUUUUUUUUCCUUCUGUCUUAAGCAUUGUAAACAUUUUCACUGAUAUUUAGAGCUUUGAGGAUUUCGUAGAGUAAUCAGAGGUAAACUGCAGAACUGAAAUACCUGUUUGAACACAGUGAUUUAACGUCAUAAGCAUUAACGCAUAAUUGUAACAUUUGAUUUCUUAAAUUACCGUACGAUUCUCAAAUUUUAUCUGUGUGAUAUGGUGACGCCGUCUUUGUAUACUUUCUGUGGGCGUGCCGGCAUUUUCACAAAAAAUAAAUAAAUAAAGAAAGAAAG